Spirometra erinaceieuropaei is the source of this 906-nucleotide messenger RNA. Lineage: Eukaryota; Metazoa; Platyhelminthes; Cestoda; Diphyllobothriidea; Diphyllobothriidae. The record is from the annotation of a GenBank genome assembly.
AUGUGUGACCGGGUCUCGUCGAAUGGGCCGCGACCUGAGAGUUGGCGUCAUUUCUCAGUACAGCUGCCACGUGUUCGGCAAUUCGCGUCCGGAGCAGUCUUCUCCGAGGAGGGCGCUCCUCUCCGGCCCAUUGUUUCGCUCAAAUGCACUCCAACGUACGGACUGGCAAGAUGGCUGUUUCGGCGCCUCAAAUUUCUGACCGCUGAUUCGGACACCACGGUCUGUUCGUCAACGCGAUUCCUGGAGAAGCUUAAAGGAGUAAGUCUCUUGCUCAAUGAGGUCAUGGUAUCUUUUGAUGUCACGUCCGUCUUUACUUCUAUCCCCCAGGAUCUGGUAAUCGAGACCGUCCAGCUACUCUUACGAAACAAAUACGAUGAAACGGAGAAUCGUCUCGGACAUGCCCAAGUCCUUCAGCUCCUAAAUUUCUGUCUCAGGACGUACUUCGCAUUUGACGGAACAAUCUACGAGCAUGUGAAGGAAACACCGAUGGGCUCGCCGAUUUCGGGAUUCAUCGCCGAGGCGGUGCUACAGCGGUUGGAGUCGCUGGUCUUCCAACACCACAGACCGAAAUUCUGGGCUCGGUAUGUGGACGAUACCUUCGUCGUCAUCGAACGGGAUCAGGUGUUGACAUUCCAAGAACGUCUCAACAGCGUCUUCCCGGACAUGCAAUUCACGAUGGAGGAGGAAGAGAAUAACCAGCUGGCAUUCCUUGAUGUCCUCGUCUGUCGCAAAGAUUGUGGUGGCCUAAAGACCAAAGUGUUCAGAAAAGGAACGGACACGACGCAAAUUUUGAACUUCAACAGUAACCACCCAAUCUGCCACAAACGCAGGUGCGUAAGAACGCUAUUUCGGCGUGUUGAAAGGCAUUGCAGUGAACCGGAAGGCAAGGUUGCUGAAUCCCAAUAA